Molecule: messenger RNA, 2499 nt
Organism: Jaculus jaculus (lesser Egyptian jerboa)
Lineage: Eukaryota; Metazoa; Chordata; Mammalia; Rodentia; Dipodidae
Product: protein FAM169B
Exons: 10
Coding region: 1-1272 (423 amino acids)
Source: RefSeq, a predicted model, not a curated record
AUGGGGAAGGCAGCGCAGCAGGAGCUUGAUGCAGCCUCACAUUCAGUGCACAGUGAGGAAGCAGAGAGUAGAUAUUCCUUGCAUGAGGAACUUGAUGUCAUAAGAGGUCCAUCUGACUCCUGCAUUGAGAACAUGAUGCCCUUUAGCAGGGUUUACCCGGUGGAUAUUUUGGAAGAUGACAGAGAGGGCCUUCAGGCAGCAGCACUGGCUUACUAUGCCUCACUGGGGGAAGGAGCUGGGUCCUCAUCAGAGCUUUUCUCUCUUCCCACUGGAGAGCAGGUUAAGCUUCAAACAUCUUCUGUUUGCUUUUGUCCUGUGCAUCGUGAUGAACCUCAACAUAAAAUACUGGUUUUGGUGAGUCCCCAGGACACAAAGACAGUUGUGGCUGUCUACUUAAAGGAUACCUGGUGGUCUACAGAAGACAUUCUAAGAACUUCCGAUCUCACAAGGGAAGGGCUGGUGGAGGUUCGGUCCUUUGGCGAAAGGAUUGUGCUUUUCAUUCUCAACGUCAUUAUUUUUGGAAGAUUAGAGAGAAGUUUGGAUGAUGAGGGCAUGUUUUUUUUACCUCACUCUGCGAAGGAACAGGCCAAGAUCCUGUGGAGAAAUGGAGCAGCAGUUGGAUUUUACUCAACCAAAAUGAAAGGCAGCCUGUGUGGCAGUGGCACCAGUGCAUGUUACCUGCUGCCUGUCUUUGAUACCGUGUUUGUCAGGAGGACACACCGAUGUCAGGGCCUGGGGAUAGCCAUGCUGCGGGACUUCUGUGACUCAUUUCGAGAAGAGGAGGCCCUAGGGGUCAGUCGCCCGAUAUCUCCUGCCAUGUAUCAAGUUCUCAGGAGCUUCUUGUCGGCCUGUCCAGCAGAGCGAGACCGCUUGUGGGAGGUGGAGGCCCCAGGGGCCUGGGACCAGCGCGCCAACAUUUGGCUCCAGCUUUGUCUUCAGGAGGCGAGACAUGCAGACAGUGCAACACACCCUGGAGAUUCAAAAGAGGACACAAGCAGUCCUGGGCAGAUGUGGCCGGAUGGUGGACCUGCACAGUUUGAUCAAGGAGAAAGCCGCAAGGAACAGAUCCCUGGAGAAAAACUGGAAAAUGAAGAGAAGGAUCAAGGCUGUGAGGAAAGACAGGAGGAGGCUGGGCUGCCUGAGAGACCCUGCGAUGCUGAGCUGGAGGGGAAGAGAGCCGAGCAGACAGAGGCAGUCAGCCGGCUGAUGGGAGAGCCCUGGCCGGCUGGCCUCCAGACUCUGGGCCUGAUGACUCCAGGUGGCCCUGAUUAGCCUUGGGUCUUGGAGGAGAUGGUGUCCAUGGGCUCUGCUCCCACUUGGACUCCAAGACAAGGGAACCUAAGGGCCAUAUUCCCAAGCCAACCAUUGGCAAGUCCAAAAGACUUCAGAAGUUCAUUCAUUAGACCUCAUGUUUUCUCCUACUGGGCAUGAAGGUGAGAAGCUGCCGGGGACCAAGUGAAGGGCUCACUGAACACACACCUUAGAGGGGAUGAGGUGCCCAUCUGCUCUGCAGAAAUCUUUGGCAGGUUUAGCCCCGCUGUUGACCUGAGAACGUGGACCUUAGAAGUUUCCAGGGAGGCAAGUUCUUUUUCUAGGGACAAGCUGACCACUGUAGAGCCCCCUGAGGGCAGCAUGCCAGGGCUGAAUGGUGUCUACUGUGAGCUCAUGUCAGGUCCUGUGUGCAGUUAGGUUUGAAGUGGUCCCCAGGUGGGUUCCCCAGCCCCACCCCACUUGGUCCCAAAUAGAUGAAAGGCCACCGAGCCUUGAAUGGAAAGGCUGUGGUUAUAAAAAUGACAGCCCCCAGUAUGACCUUGCUUUUUACUGUCUUAAGCCCCCCACUGCCCCCUGCCAGCCUGGGCCUGGACCUGCUUCUGAGGCAAAUCCAAGCCAAGACCAGUCUCCAGGUCCACCAAGGACAGGCCUUGCAGAAGGGUGUCUGACAUUCCUGCCUUUUACACGUUCUGACUGCUUCAUGGAGUCUCAGAGCUACGUGCUCUCCGGGGACCUGGAUGCUGCUUUCAGUGCUGUUGGGCCCAGCCUCAGUGCUGGCAUGUUGGAUGUGUGGUGGGAUUCCCCCCUCCCCCCGAGAAAGCUGGUCAGCCACUUGUUUUCUGUUUGUUUCUUCAGUUGUCAGAUGACUCAUGCAGCAGGACCUUGGCUACUUAUUUGUCAAAACAUUUGGCUGCCAGCUCUUCUACCUCCCUCCCUCUCACCCUCCUACUUUCUCUCCUCCCUGCCUCCCUUUCUAUGGUCAUCUCUCCAUGUUUAUCACUGGAUAUAUGUAUCUCCUCAUUGACUCAUCUCUCCUCCCACUCACCCAUCCUCCAUUUAUCUGUCCUCCUUCAGUCCUUCCUUACAUCUUUCAUCCACCCACCCAUCCAUAUAGCCAAUAUUCACUGUGCUUUCUCAGGGACAAGCUCUGUGCUGGGCUUGGGCCAUAUACCUAUAACCCGAGGCUUGAUCCUCGCCUCAGGAAACUGUUCUCCAGAAGGGUUUCUU